CUCCCAUCAUUCAGUAGCUUUCAGCACCAGUACUGUAUUUGUUUUUCAGUUCAACUCUACCACAAAACCUUUGGAUCAAUCAAUCAGUGAAUAACGAACGCGACGAUGGCAAGUAAUGGUGUUUCCUCCUUCAACGGUACAGGCAGUGUCGUUCCCGAUGACAUAGCAACAUACUCGUCCACAGCAACACACUUCGUCGAGGGAAGUGAACAAACAGCGUCGGGUACAAAUUGGGAGGCUAUUCUGAUCUUGCUAAUUGGGGCCUUGGGCGUCAUCCUGUUGUUUGCAGUUAUAGUUCAGGCAUGUUGCCAGCGACGGCGGCGGCAAGAGAUUGAAGUACCGGGCGAUGCGGAAGACGGUGUCGCCAACAACACGGCAUCACAACAACCCAAGAAGCUAUCGUUCCCCUUGUAUCAGAUUGCUCUGGUUCUGGCACUUUGCAUGUCCAUCACCGUGCAUGCGUCUUGUGAGUUUCUCAAGUUGUACGAAGAUCCGUCGUUCCUGGCAUUGGGACUGUGGCGGACUCGAUACCAACACGAACGCAUUAGGGACGACGAGUAUGAUUACCGCAUUCAGUAUGUGCGAGGUGGAGAAUGCCGUUCCAACUUUCGCACCGUGGAAUACGAACAGGAUGACCCUCUAUUGGUGGCUCGGAUUGCCGCCACGAUGGCCACAAUCGUAGGAGGGAUUUGCUGCGUCCUUGGUCUCUUGUUCCUGUGUUGUUUCGGGGCAAAAGCAGGCAAGAAGACAAGAGCCAAAGAACUCUGGCUGAUUACACCACUGCUGGUAGCCACGGUUGCUCAGCUUGUACCUUUGUGUUUGUUGAAUUCAAUUCAAUGCGAGUCAAACGGCGAUGACUGCUAUCCAGACUUUGGUGCGAUCAUGGCCAUUUUGGCUUCCUACUUUUGGUGCUUGGCUGCGUUUGCCUUGGCGUUGCCAGCGCUACUUGCAUCGUAAGCAAUACAUAUUGUACCGCUGUAGCAAGCUGUUAUUCUUCCUUCUUGUCAAUUGUCUGCCAGUUCUGUGCCGUAGCGUUUGCCAUCAUUCUCUCCGCGAGGAAACAAUAGAGGUGAAGUUGCCAUCCGACUGGGCUUGUUAGGUGAACGAGCGGGUUAAUAUGUGGUUAGAGUGGACUAUGGGCUGGUGGGGUGUCUUUGGUUUCAUACUUGCUAGCUAGCUAGAGAUCAUUGUACCCCUCUCAGAUUGUCUAGCUACUAGUAGUAGCUAGUAGAGUAGCUAGAUGAACCGGACGGACUUUUCGGAUUCCAGAACUAUACAAACUAGCCAGCGUCUUCCUUUAGCACUUCAUUUCCAUUAUUAUUGCUACUGUAUUGCUGCCACGUACCUUGCUCGAAUUGCGUUCCAA
Messenger RNA from Seminavis robusta, 1366 nucleotides. NCBI's taxonomy places the organism in Eukaryota, Bacillariophyta, Bacillariophyceae, Naviculales, Naviculaceae. The record is from the annotation of a GenBank genome assembly.